CACCCUCCAAACUCAUCAUCUACUGGGGAUCCUGAUGAUGCCAACACCUGCGACAAAGAAGUGCGGAUUUUCUAGCUUUCCUUCAUCGUUCUCAAGAUUUUACAACAAGCAAGCGCUCUCCUUAACUGUCUGCAGCAGUGAAAGACAAUAUAGAUAGACCACGGUGAUUUUGUAACUGCUGUCAUGAAGAUUAUCUCGGGUCUGUGCCUGCUAUUUUUGGCCGGGGGUUUGAGAGCAGUCCAUGCAGCUCCUUUCAGCAGGACAAGCAAGGUGGAGAACAAGGCUGCGCCGCAGGAAGACGUCAACGUGCUCAUGUUUGGCGUCAUACAGUUCAGCGAAUCGCUCAACUAUGUUUAUGAAACCACAGAGGCGAAGAUAGUUAAAAUCAGACAGACUUUAAGGAGCCAUGAGGGGACUCUAGAAAAACUGGAGAGGCAGACUGAGCAGGCUGCGGAGGUGGAGAAACAGAUAAAAGCCGCCAUAGAGUUGCUACAGGCCCAGAUGGCCAAGCAACAGGCUCAGACCAAGUUGACUAAAGACUGGCUGGCCAGCGUGGAGCAGGAAGAAGUGGAGCUCAAAACAAAAGUGAAGAAGCUGGAGAUGUAUCUCAACACCAACAUCAAAGAGCUGCAGAGGAGAGCAGAGGAGCAAUCCAACACCUUGAAAGGUUUACAGCAUUUGACCCAGUUUCAGAAACAGAACAUCGAGACUCAGAAUGAGCAGCUCUCCAAACUGCAGAGGAUGACUGAAGCUAUGACAUAGACCUUUACUUUCACCACUGAAGUCUCCCAGUCUACACCGCACUCCCUUCCAAGCCUACAGUGUGUGCUAUAGAUCUACUGCCAUGCUAGAAAAGAUUUUGUUAGUCCUCUUAUGAUUAUGUGCUUGUUGUCGCAGCUCUCUGUUUGUGUUCUCUUUGAUGCACUAGUUAACUUUGUUUUUAAACGGAGCCUAUCAAAUAAAGUUUUUUAAAUUAUUGGAUAA
This is a messenger RNA of Eleginops maclovinus (Patagonian blennie), 984 nucleotides long. It is a transcript of the gene angptl8, whose product is annotated as angiopoietin like 8. Gene Ontology annotation, biological process: triglyceride homeostasis; regulation of lipid metabolic process. Bases 184 to 762 code for a protein of 192 amino acids. NCBI's taxonomy places the organism in Eukaryota, Metazoa, Chordata, Actinopteri, Perciformes, Eleginopidae. The transcript has 4 exons. The record is from RefSeq and is a predicted model, not a curated record.